Messenger RNA from Fusarium musae, 804 nucleotides. RefSeq lists its product as uncharacterized. NCBI's taxonomy places the organism in Eukaryota, Fungi, Ascomycota, Sordariomycetes, Hypocreales, Nectriaceae. The transcript is spliced from 2 exons. Gene Ontology annotation, molecular function: oxidoreductase activity, acting on the CH-OH group of donors, NAD or NADP as acceptor. The record is from RefSeq and is a predicted model, not a curated record. Bases 1 to 804 code for a protein of 267 amino acids.
AUGUCUCGCUUCUCUCCUCAACUCACUGGCGCCCAUGCCCUCGUCACCGGCGGCUCCAAGGGUAUUGGCAGGGUCAUCGUCGAGACUCUACUGAUCGAAGGUGUCAGUGUCUCUUAUUGCUCCCGCAAUGUACGAGGCGACGAGUUUGCAAACUUCAAAGACGCCACUGGCGGUGCACGAGCUGUUGGAAGCAGCGUUGACAUUUCCAAUGCCGCUUCGAUCCAAGGCUGGGUUGAAGCCUCAGCCAAGGAGUUUGGAAGAAUUGACCUCAUUGUUGCCAAUGCUUGUCCUAAGUAUGUCAGCCCAAGCAUUGAGGAUUGGGAAAACAGCUUCCAUGCCGAUGUUCUUGGUCUCAUAAACCUCAUCAACGCUUCGGAGCCUCAUCUUGAGAAGCGAAACGGUGAUGGCUCAAUUGUCGUCAUUAGUUCACUUGCUGGCUUCGAAGCCCGACACCCAGCAAUCCGGGGACCUUACACCACGCUCAAGCGUGCGCAGGCCACCUUAGCCAAGGACUUUGGACGAUGGCUCGGACCUAAGGGUAUCAGGAUCAACACGAUCGUCCCUGGCACCAUCGACUCUCCUCCUGUUGACAAGCCUGACGGGACGGUGGAGUUAAGCCAGUUUCAGCAAAUCAUGGCCGCCAACCCUGACUUCCUCAAGAGUCUUAUCGACUCUAUUCCACUUGGAAAGGUCGGACAGGCGCAGGAUAUUGCCAACGCGGUUGUCUUCCUGGGAAGCAGCCUUGGCAAGUAUGUCAAUGGAGUGAAUUUGAUUGUCGAUGGUGGAAUGUCUACUGCCCUCUAG